AUGAGAUCAACCGGAUUAGUCCGCGGAACACCUGCUUUCCGGUCUGCACUAAUCGCAGGCCGUAGUCGUUCCAGUGCAUUGAGCCCGGCCUCCAUUGCAGCCCGCAGCCUUCUACGAAAUGGCCGCGAUCUGCCAUCCCAGAUCUCGGCCCUGGCCAUCCUGAUCCCGCAGCGUGGAUAUGCGACCGAGCCAACCCAGUCCACCAACUCUUCUCAGAACUACCCUCCCCCCGGGUUCAAUGCCGAGCAGGCCAAGAAGCCGCUCCCCCAGGAACAGACCACGCAGCCACAAUCGACGGUGGCGAAGACCCCCGAGACACAGGCGGCUGCUAAGCCGGCUGCCUCUGGAGAGGUUGCGAAGACGAGCGUGGAGGAGCAGAAGUUGGCUGAGAAGAAGAGCGCGAAAAAGUUGACGUUUGGACAGAAGGUCAAGAAGGAGUUGCAGCAUUACUGGGAUGGUACGAAGUUGCUUUCCACGGAGGUUAAGAUUAGUUCGAGGCUGGCGUUGAAGAUGGCCGGUGGUUAUGAGCUGAGUCGUCGAGAGCACCGCCAGCUCCAACGUACUACAAAGGAUCUGGGACGUUUGGUUCCGUUUUCGAUGUUCCUCAUCGUACCAUUUGCCGAACUCCUCCUCCCCGUCGCCUUGAAGCUCUUCCCCAACAUGCUCCCCAGCACAUACGAGGGGCAGAAGGCCCGUGAUGCCAAGGCAUUGAACCUCAGAUCGACCCGCAAAGAAGUUUCGGCAUUUCUACGCAACACCAUUGGCGAGACUGGUCUGCCUUUGACCGCAGCCACUGUCAAGAACCACGAAUUCACAGACUUCUUCCGCAAGAUUCGCACCACCGGCGAAUCGCCCUCGACCGAGGAUGUCAUCAAGGUGUGCAAGAUCUUCAAGGACGAUCUGACCCUUGACAACUUGUCCCGACCCCAGCUGGUCGGCAUUUGCCGUUACAUGAACCUGAACUCUUUCGGUACCGACGCCAUGCUCCGAUACACUAUUCGCCACCGUAUGCGCCAGAUCAAGCGUGACGACCGCGCGAUCUUCUACGAGGGCGUUGAUUCCCUCUCCGUCCCCGAACUGCAGAUGGCCGGCGCCUCGCGCGGUAUCCGCACACACGGUGUCUCCCCCGCGCGCCUGCGCGAGGAUCUCACCAUGUGGCUCGAGCUGCGUCUCAAGCAGGGUGUCCCCUCGACUCUGCUGGUCUUGAGUAACGCCUACCUAUACACACAGGGCAAGGAGACCGAGUUCUCGUCGCAAGUCGACGCGCUCAAGUCUGUGCUCUCUAGUAUUCCCGAGGAGCUGUUCCACGAGAUCGAACUCGAGGUGCACAAUGCCGAGGGCGCUGCUACCAACAAGCAGCGUCUGGAGGUUAUCAAGGAGCAGGAGGAGCUGAUCUCGGAGGAGAACGAGCAGAACAGCAAGAAUGAGGUCAAGGGCGUUUCCGUACCUAAGGAUACCGAGGAUAUCGACGAGAAGGAGGAGACUAAGGUCCAGCCUCCGGUCGAUGGUGAUAAGCAGUCUGCUGAGGCCAAGGAUGCUUUAGCGGAGGGUGAGCGCGCCGAGAAGACCUCGGAGGCCAAGGAUGCGAAGAAGAGCGAAAGCGUGUAG
Penicillium roqueforti is the source of this 1608-nucleotide messenger RNA. Its product is annotated as MRS7 family protein. Gene Ontology annotation, cellular component: mitochondrial inner membrane. The transcript is spliced from 3 exons. Bases 1 to 1608 code for a protein of 535 amino acids. Gene Ontology annotation, molecular function: ribosome binding. Gene Ontology annotation, biological process: intracellular monoatomic cation homeostasis. The record is from RefSeq and is a predicted model, not a curated record. NCBI's taxonomy places the organism in Eukaryota, Fungi, Ascomycota, Eurotiomycetes, Eurotiales, Aspergillaceae.